AUGGCGGACCAGCCUCAGCGAACUGAGGGCCCGAAGGCCGGCAUGUCCACCAGAGCCCAAACCCGAUCGCAAGCUGCCACUGGUAGUUUUGUCUCCCCGCCCGGAUCGAAAACUCCGCCGAGUAUGCCCGCAAAACAAACGAUCCGGUAUCCCGAUAACAAUGCCAACCGAUCAAGGGCACAGGAGGGUUCGGAACCGAUCGAUGCUGCAUCGCUGGCCAAGGCGCUGAAGGACUACGACGAGGCAGGCCGUCAGAGAGAACGGACUCCAGCCAGUAGCCCCUGUCGUAAGAGGCAGCGUGUCUAUGGCGACCGAUUUAUUCCGAAUCGUGACGGUCAAGAUUUGCAAGCGACAUACAAUCUGCUAGGAGAGGAUGGGUGUCCUUCCACGCCCUCUAAAUCCAAGAAACGUGCCCCCCAUUCGGAGCUUCAUUUCCAGAAGACUGAGGAAGCGAACCGGACAUUCUCUCGUGUGUUGCGCAAUGAGCUAUUUGGCAACUCUAUCCCCCAGGCCGACCUUACAGCUGGACCCUCCGAUCCGACCAUGGGCUUCUCGAAUGGGAUCAACGACACAACUCGCUCUCACACUCCCCCCUCAAACAUUGUCAACCUUCCACCCGCCAGCAUCACACCAUCUACCCCGCACAAGAACAUCUUGAACUACGGCCCGAUCCGACCAGGUUCCGGCCAACCGACUCCCUCCAAAACCCCUCGAAGUGCCAACGCUCCGAAUCUAAAUGCACGGUCAGAACUGUACAGCCUCUCUCCGAUCCGAUAUGACAGCCAACGGAUACUCGAAACUCCGCGCAAACAGCCCCGAUAUGUCAACAAGGUACCUUUUAAGGUCCUCGAUGCUCCUGACCUACAGGAUGACUUCUACUUGAACCUCGUCGAUUGGGGCAGUUCUAAUAUGCUUGGUGUCGGACUGGCCAACUCCGUCUACAUGUGGAAUGGCCAGACAGGCCGUGUGACCAAGCUAUGUGAGCUGAAAGAUGAUACAGUCACUAGUGUGAGCUGGAUUCAACGAGGAACCCAUCUUUCGAUCGGCACAGGGAAAGGGCUUGUGCAGAUCUGGGACGCCGAAAGUUGUCGCCGACUUCGAACAAUGAUCGGACACCAGAACCGAGUCGGUGCCUUGGCCUGGAAUGACCAUAUCCUGACCUCAGGAUCUCGAGAUCGACUAAUAUUUCACCGGGAUGUCCGUUCACCAGAUCAAUACCUCCGUAAACUUACUGGCCACAAGCAAGAAGUCUGCGGUCUCAAGUGGAACACCGAGGACGGUCAAUUGGCAUCUGGUGGUAACGACAACAAAUUGAUGGUGUGGGACAAGCUGAACUCUGCACCUCUGUAUCGCUUCGACGACCAUUGUGCCGCCGUGAAGGCCAUUGCAUGGUCACCGCACCAGCGCCACUUGCUUGCGUCAGGUGGAGGUACUGCAGAUCGCACCAUCAAGUUCUGGAACACACAAACUGGCUCAAAAAUCAAAGAAGUCGACACUGGAAGCCAGGUUUGCAACUUAUCUUGGGCCAAGAACUCAGAUGAGAUCAUCAGUACCCAUGGGUAUAGCCAGAACCAAAUUGUAAUUUGGAAGUAUCCGCGUAUGGAGCAGAUAGUUUCUCUCACUGGUCACACCUUCCGUGUCUUGUACCUGGCCAUGAGUCCGGACGGCCACACCGUCGUGACUGGCGCAGGCGAUGAAACAUUGCGAUUCUGGAAGAUCUUCGACAAGCGAAGCACGAGAAACUAUAACCCCAGCAAAUUUGCGGAACUCGGCACCAUCCGCUGA
Messenger RNA from Penicillium argentinense, 1785 nucleotides. Its product is annotated as WD40 repeat domain-containing protein. The coding region runs from base 1 to 1785 and encodes 594 amino acids. Gene Ontology annotation, cellular component: anaphase-promoting complex. Gene Ontology annotation, biological process: anaphase-promoting complex-dependent catabolic process; positive regulation of ubiquitin protein ligase activity; positive regulation of anaphase-promoting complex-dependent catabolic process. The transcript has 4 exons. The record is from RefSeq and is a predicted model, not a curated record. Gene Ontology annotation, molecular function: protein binding; ubiquitin ligase activator activity; anaphase-promoting complex binding. NCBI's taxonomy places the organism in Eukaryota, Fungi, Ascomycota, Eurotiomycetes, Eurotiales, Aspergillaceae.